UUUCCGGUUAUCUUCCAGCGCAUGUCUGUCCUUCCUGUCCGGCCACAGAUGAACGUGAAGCACGAGAGUUUAGCGUCGGGCGCGUAACUGGCUCCCCUGAAGCUAACUGAUUAGCAGAGUUAGCUUUCAGCUGGGAUGUCGGCGUGGCGGCGGCUUCACGGACCGGUGUGGACGGGGUGCUUGCUCUGCCGGACCGCGGUGACCCGGCGGCGCACUGCCCGCAGUGAGCGUCUGAUCCUCGGUCACAGCUUGAGCACAGGCGGACCCCUCCGAAAUGACUUCUAUAAAGACCUGGAGGCCCGGCUGGCAGCGGUGAGGGAGCAAGCGAUGGACGCUUUGAAGGGGAACAAGUGGAUCGCUUAUGAGGUCAACCCCAACCUUCCUCCAAAGGAAAUGGACAUCGUGAUCAUUGGAGGGGGUGUGAUGGGCUGGUCCAUCGCCUACUGGCUGACGCAGAUAGGGAGAGGGGUGAAGAUCAUGGUCGUGGAGAGGGACGCAACUUACUCCCAGAACUCCACGGUUCUGUCCGCAGGCGGGAUCCGGCAGCAGUUCUCCCUGCCUGAGAACAUCACCCUCUCCCUGCUCUCGGCAGACUUCCUGAGGAACAUCAACGAUUAUCUCGGCAUGAUGCACGAAGACCCUGUGGAUCUGCAGUUCAACCAUUCAGGGUACCUGUUCUUAGCCAACGAGAAGGUGGCUCACAUCAUGGAAGCAAACUACAACACCCAAAGGCAGAUCGGAGCCAAAGUUUCCCUUCUGUCUCCGGCUCAGGUGAAGGAGAGGUUUCCCUGGAUCAACACAGACGGAGUGGCGCUCGCUUCAUACGGUCUGGAGAACGAGGGCUGGUUCGACCCCUGGACUCUGCUGAACGCCUUCAGGAGGAAGGCCCUCUCCCUGGGGGUCACCCAGUGCUUCGGGGAGGUCACAGAUUUUUUUCAUACAAAAGCCAUUUUAAACACCGUGGACGGAGACACCUUCCAGCUGAGGAACAUCAGGUCCGUCAAAGUGCGGAUGCUCAACAGCCUGGACUACCAGCCGGUGGAUUGCGCCAUCGUGGUGAACGCAGCCGGAGCCUUCUCUGCGAAACUGGCAGAGAUCAUGGGAGUCGGCCUCGACCCAGAGGAGAUCAUGGCUGGAUUCACGAUUCCCGUCGAGCCCCGCAAGAGGUACGUUUAUGUGGUCCGCUGUCCUGACGGGCCAGGUCUGGACUCCCCCUUCCUCAUCGACUACUCGGGCGUUUACUUCAGAAGAGAGGGUUUAGGAGGAAACUACAUCACCGGAGUGUCGCCAGAGGAGGCCGAAGAGCCGGACAUUAGCAACCUGGAGGUGGACCACCAGUUCUUUGAGGACAAGGUUUGGCCCAAACUGGCCCAUCGAGUUCCAGCUUUUGAAAAACUGAAGGUGACGGGCUCAUGGGCAGGUUUCUACGACUACAACACCUUCGACCAGAACGGCCUCGUCGGUCUGCACCCGCUCAUCACGAACAUGUACUUCGCCACCGGCUUCAGUGGCCACGGCCUGCAGCACUCGCCGGCGGUGGGCCGGGCCUUGGCAGAACUCAUCCUGAAAGGAGGCUUUAAAACUUUGGACCUGAGCAGCUUCGGUUUCGGCCGGGUUCUGAAGAAGGAGCAGAUGUUGGAGCGGAACAUCGUGUAGCUCGGCCACAACUGGAAUCAUCUCGAUUAAAGACGGUUGGAACGCGAUCAGCUUGAGGCUCGUGGAGCUUCAAAACGUUGAAUUUACUCAAACUGUUUUAUUCAUCCGACAGAAAAAUGAUCAUUUAAAAUCAAAAACGUGAUUUAAUCUUUAUCCAAUAAAUCAAAGACAAAACCGAA
This is a messenger RNA of Nematolebias whitei (Rio pearlfish), 1835 nucleotides long. RefSeq names its product FAD-dependent oxidoreductase domain containing 1 (gene foxred1). The transcript is spliced from 11 exons. Gene Ontology annotation, cellular component: cytoplasm. The record is from RefSeq and is a predicted model, not a curated record. Gene Ontology annotation, molecular function: oxidoreductase activity. Lineage: Eukaryota; Metazoa; Chordata; Actinopteri; Cyprinodontiformes; Rivulidae. The coding region runs from base 136 to 1656 and encodes 506 amino acids.